Apus apus (common swift) is the source of this 4594-nucleotide messenger RNA. It is a transcript of the gene SFRP1, whose product is annotated as secreted frizzled related protein 1. Lineage: Eukaryota; Metazoa; Chordata; Aves; Apodiformes; Apodidae. The coding region runs from base 60 to 995 and encodes 311 amino acids. Gene Ontology annotation, biological process: negative regulation of canonical Wnt signaling pathway; canonical Wnt signaling pathway; non-canonical Wnt signaling pathway. Gene Ontology annotation, molecular function: Wnt-protein binding. The transcript has 3 exons. The record is from RefSeq and is a predicted model, not a curated record.
GGGCUCCCGGCGGGGAGAGGCGGACGGUGCCGUCGGGGCCGCCGUCGGCGAGCGGGGCGAUGGGCGGCGUGCGGGUCCCCCGCGGGGCCGCCCUGCGGGCCCUGGUCUCGCUGGCCGCCGGGCUGCUGGCGAGCGGUGGGGCCAGCGAGUACGACUACGUCAGCUACCAGUCCGACCUUGGCCCCUACCCCGGCGGGCGCUUCUACGCCAAGCCCCACCAGUGCGUGCCCAUCCCCGCCGACCUGCGGCUCUGCCACAGCGUGGGCUACGACAAGAUGGUGCUGCCCAACCUGCUGGACCACGAGACCAUGGCUGAGGUGAAGCACCAGGCCAGCAGCUGGGUGCCCCUGCUCAACAAGAACUGCCACAUGGGCACCCAGGUCUUCCUCUGCUCCCUGUUUGCCCCUGUCUGCCUGGACCGGCCUGUCUACCCGUGCCGCUGGCUCUGCGAAGCCGUGCGUGACUCCUGUGAGCCCGUCAUGCAGUUCUUUGGCUUUUUCUGGCCUGAGAUGCUCAAAUGUGACCAGUUUCCCCAGGAUGAUGUCUGCAUUGCCAUGACUGCUCCCAAUGCCACCGAGGUCUCGAGGCCCAAAGGAACGACUGUGUGUCCCCCCUGUGACAACGAGAUGAAGUCGGAGGCCAUCGUGGAGCACCUGUGUGCCAGCGAGUUCGCUCUCAAGAUGACCAUAAAGGAAGUGAAGAAGGAGAAUGGGGACAAGAUGAUUGUUCCGCGGAAGAGGAAGGCGCUGAAGCUGGGGCCCAUCCGGAAGAAGAACCUGAAGAAGCUGGUGCUGUUUUUGAAGAAUGGGGCCGACUGCCCCUGCCAUCAGCUGGACAACCUCGGCCACUACUUCCUCAUCAUGGGCCGCCAGGUGAAGACCCAGUACCUGCUGACAGCCAUCUACAAGUGGGACAAGAAGAACAAAGAGUUCAAGAAGUUCAUGAAGAAGAUGAAGUCUCCCGACUGCCCGACAUUUCCGUCCGUUUUCAAGUGAUGCAGUGGGAGGCGGGAGAGCCGCUGCCUGGACCUGGCGCAGCCAGCACGGCAGCUCGGUCCCGCUCCUCUGCAGCAGGGAUGCUGGAGCCGAGCCCUCCUGCUCCUUCCUCUGCUCCUCGGAGCUUCCCUUGCCGUUCCCAGACCUCCCACCUCCCUGCUGCCGGCAUUUUCCUGGUUACCCAGGUGUGCAAGUGAGACACGUGUGCACCAAACGGUCACCAAACGUGCUUCACACCCACAAUAUCUAAGGACCUGUUGCCAUACGGAUACGUACGUUAAUUUCAAUAGCAGCUGUCAGGUAAAGAGGGCAGGCAGAGGGGCCUGGAGUUAAGUCAAGAGGUUACACGAUUGCAGCAAGAACCCUUGUGACCAUGUUUACUCCUGUCUUCAUGGCUGCAGGGUUGCGUCAAAUCAAUUCCUUUUUUUAACCAGAGCUGGCCAAGUAGAAAAACAUCCCAUCCUCACAAUGAAAGCUAAUAAAUUAGGGGUGGAGAACCUGUUACAACCUCUGAUGAAAUCUAGUAGCUAAUUGCCCUCACUGUAAAAAAAUCCCAUUUUAGUCUAAACCUGCUUAGUUUAAGCCUUAACCCUGGGGUCCUUGUGAUACCUUGACCAGCUGGAUCAGGGAGCUCUCCCUCACCAGCACCUCCUGUAACCUGUCACUGGGACACCGGCCCUGGCCUCUGCUGACUCCCUGAGCCCAGAGCUGCUCGUUCUCCAGCCCAUGAGUCCCUGCCUUCUCUGGCAGUGCAGCGGCCCCACCGCAGGGCUGGGGCAGAGGGGGCUGCCUCCCCCUGGCCCCUAAGCCUCCCCCUGGCCCCUUAGCCUCCCCUGGCCUCCCCCUGGCUCCCCAGCCUCCCCCCAUCCCCCUGGCCACCAUCCCUGGCUGCUGCUGCAUGGGCCCAGAUGCACAAUUCAGUUUUAUCCAUGUGCAAAUGUGUCCCGUUCCCUGGCCAGUCCUGUGGCCUGGGCCUCCUCCAGACGGCUCCUCCAGCACGUGGCACUCCCUCACUUUACCACUGAUGUUUUUAUAGUUCCUUCAGGCUGCUGGCAGAAUACCAGAUCGCAGAAGGCCAGGAGCUGGUCCCUGUGGAGCACCAUGGGAAAUGCAUCGUCUCCGUCUUCCCCUCUGCAGUCGCCGUGGGACCUCUCAGUUUCUAGGUUUUUGUCUGUUUGAUGUGUGACAACUUGGCUUUGUAUCAUUCUGGGUUGUGUUUUUUUUCCUUAAUCAAAAUGUCAUGUUAGUGUGAGGUCAAAUAGUUUAUGAAAGACAAAGAAUAUUGCAUCCAAAUGAUUACAUUUAUCGACCAAGCUGAAAUUCAUUAUUCCAUUAAUUGCACAAGUUCUCUUCCACACACCCGCAUUGCUCCACAUUAAUUUACUAUCCCACUUCCAUUCAGCAUUCUCAUCAGUCACAAUUACUCUUGAGAGAAUGAGUAUCUUGUGAUCUGAGAUAAUCCUGUUGUGUUGCAGUUAAGAGAAAUAACAAAUCCUCAUUUUUGAGGCUUAAACCAACCCCACUGAAAGCUGGUAAAUUAAUUACUCUUGAGCUCGGGAGUGCUGUUUGUUCCCCACAUGGGGACGGAGCUGCAGACCUGAUUGUAGAGGAAUUCCGUGAAGAGGCUGAGGGCUCUGAGGAAUGAUGCUUCACAGCUAACAGAGAGAUGGGAUUUAGGACAUGAACUCUGUACUAGGUUGCCUUAGACCACCAUUUGUAGUAGUGUUGUUUCUUUGAUGCAAAAUUAAUUAUUGUAGAUAAUGUGCUUUAUCAUUGAAUUAAAGAAAUAAAUAAACCAUAGGCUUUACUAUCACAGAUUGAUGAGGUGAAACAGUGUGGGGGGGGGGGCUGACAAAGCCAGCCCUGUCAGCAGCAGGUGGUGGCCCAGAGCUGGGACAUGUUGAGCUGAAAGGCUGGUUGUCUUGGAACAAGGUCAGUGCCCGGCGCAGCCCUGUGGGGGCCAGGCCAGGGCUGGGAGCCUCCAACUGCCCCCAGGUUUCCUUCCACAGCCGGCAGCAGUGGAAUUGGUUUUGUGUGGGGGAGAGAUGCUUUAACAUUUAUUUGGGCUGGGGUUUUCAUGCUAUCACCCACUGGGGCUGAAGAAAUCCCACACCUUGGAGCUACCCAUGGGAAGAACAAAUUAGCACUGUAAUGACCUACUUAAAGCAUAACAUAAUUGUGUGUUACUGGUUGCUCUGUCAGUUAUUUCAGACACCCCUCUGACCCUGGAUGUUUGUCCUUGAAAAGCUGAUUAGAGCUGCUGAGCAGAUCAGCACAUUUUACUUCAGACAUGGCAUUUUGGGUAUUUCCAUGUACCUGGGAAGUAUUUUUCCAUUCUCUCACCAAACUGCUCCAUGGUCUGUCAGCUGUUCCUGCGUGAAUCCAGUGGAUAGGUUCACCAGUCCUCUCUCCACUUCCCUUGUACUCCCUUGGUAUGUUGAGGCAACAUCAUGUUUUAAGCAGUUAAGGUAUCUUUACAUUUUGUUUUACUGUUGUUUUAGAUAGUUAAUUCAGAAAGUGUGGCAGAUGAGAGGGGACUGUGUUUCUUUCUGGAAGUUUUGAAACAGAGGAAAUGUAAAAGACCAGUGAGAAUCAACACUGUAGGGAACUGCCUUCUCUGGACAGUGAACAAAAGCAUGAGACUUUUCAUUACUGUAGCUGGCAUGAUUUUUUGUUUCUAUGAACAUUCUUACACUUUUAAAGGCUGACAGUUACAGCAAUUAGCAGUAUGAAAGCUAAUGCAGCCUUUACUGUAGAAAGAAAUCUGGCGUGGAAGCACAUGCUAAAUGUCUGGAAAUUGGAGCUUUUUCCCUGUCCUAUCACUUCAGGGUGAGCUUGCUUGCAAUUAGAAGGUUUGGUGGGUUAUACUGGGAAAUCACCACCUCAUGGAAGGGUGAACAUGGAGGUGCUGAAACACCCACAUCAGCAUCUGAGGAGACUCCGGGCAUGCUGAUGUGUUUGGGGGAGAGCAGGGUCUGGUGUGGCAAAGAGCAUGGCCCAGCCCUGCUGGACCUCUGCAGAGGGAUGGACCAGCGUGAGGGAGGAGGUUGGCAGAGGUGGAGGGGCAGGAGGGCAGCAAGGGAUCGGGGUCUCGUGGGGAGCAGCCCUGCUUCCCCAACACCUCCAAUUCCUGCAAACCCACCAGGGGAUCAGGAAUGAAAGGGCUGAGGGGCUGUUACAUGGUUGGGGAAGCUCUGCUCUGGUUUAAGGGCUUUGCUCACCUCAUUUACCAUGGAGAUGUGAGGAGAACAGCUCAAGCUACUUGCAGACUACUUGAAGGGCAGAUAAUUGAGAUAUAAUCAUGAUGGAGCCUGCAGAAGCACACAGGCCUGGCGAGGAGUGCUGGUGGUGGGUAAGUGCCUCAGCACAGGCACAAGCACGUGAGAGGAGCCAGGAGAUGCUGCUGUCUGUGGGAACCCCUUGCAUGAGCACAACGCCUGCCACUGCUUUUCUCCAAGUGUAUUUUGAUGAACAAAUCUUUACUUGAUUGUUUGACUUUGUUUUAAACUUGUGGUUGAUAUAAACACAUUAUGGCUUCUGUUUUCUCUCUUCUAUGAUUGGAACAAGAAACCCCUCAAUAAAAUGACUUUUUUCUUUGA